CUCGACGCGGCAGGUGUGCCACUUGUGUGCCAUGCCCUGGCAGUCAGUGAGUGACACUUGUUUGUGCAGAACGCCACGGAGGAUCUAGCUCUGGCGUGUUUCAUUUUUCAAACUAACCGCAGGAAGACUUCCUUUCUCGUUUCCCAAAAAAAUCCUAGUGGACCGCAAGUAUGAAGCCUGCAGCCUUUUCGAGAACCCUUGCUCCUUUGGCACCCAAAGAAGAAGAUCUAGAAAUGGAGCUCUCUUCAAAUACUCGUUCUCAGCCAUUCAGCCUGUCUAAGUUCUCUAGAAACAUGUUUCAUUUGAAACCCCUGAAGGAACCAGAUGCAGAAGAAUUUCCACCAUCCAGAAAUCCGUCUGAAGUUGGAGAUGUUGAUGGCAAGGAGUCAACAGGCAACCCUGGCACAGACAACACCGAUGGUGUCAGUGGUAUAGAUGAUGGCCUAUUACCUGAAAAACCCCAUCAAUUUCCAAGACCAGGAGACCCUAAAUUCAACGGAGAGUAUCCUGUAUCUCUGCCGGAUGUACCAUUUGGUGUUGGGUUUGGCUCCAGCCCUGACUUUCCCGAUGUGAAUGUAUAUCAACACAAGAAGACUGUUGCUCAAGGGAUGAUGGACAUCGCUUUGCUGUCUGCUAAUGCCAACCAACUACGAUAUGUAUUGGAGAGUGGUGGAAGCCAUCCAUAUUACUUCGCAAGUUUGACAUUGAUUGGUAUUAGUCUCCUCCUGCAGGUUGUUGUUGGAGUAGGCCUGAUUUUAAACAGCCGGUACAAUGUUACUUAUGAGACAAGUAUGCGAAAAGCAAAUCGGAUUAACAAUUAUACUGUCCUUGCAAUAUUUUUAAUCACAGUUAUGAAUGUUUUCAUAUCUGCUUUUGGCAUUGCCACUAACAAUUCGGGUUCUAACUUUCCUGUUUCUCCUCGUCUUGAGGAUGGUACAGGUGCAGAGCUACCCACAGAUAUGCCUCUUACCUCAUCUUAGACUUGCCCUUAAAUUAAUUCACUGUCAGACAUUGGUAACAGUAGCUAGCUAUGAGCUUGAAUGAGAUAUCAAAAAAAAUGGUACCUGCUAAUACAUUUUAUUUACUUAUAACUAAGCCCCUAAUAUCAAAAAAAGAAACUGAACCUGUAGUAAUUUUGGUCGUCAGGAUAAGUGUUUACAUUUCAAUUUUGUUUUACUUGUACGCAUACCUGAUCACAUAACUGCAUUUCACUGCAUGAAUAUUAGAAUUAGUAUUUUUAUUGUGUCUGUGAUAUCCACCUUAGAAAAUGUGGACUUAUAAUCACUUUGUUGUUUUUUGCAAUAUUCUGCCUUUUCAUGUAGUUAUUCUGUAUUCUCAAUUUUGUUUGUGAAGAUUUUUAUUUUAUUGUUGUUUGACUGUUGUGAUAGAAUGAUAUUACAUUUCCACUUCUUUGCUGCCAUUGUCUGUAACUGAAUCUUGGCAUUUAUCUUGUCACAAGACUCACUUUGCUUUGGUGUCUCAUUUUCUUGAAUACUCAGUUCUCAGUUGUGUCCUGGUGCUAUCUGUUCCUAUUUUUAUUUAUCUUAUAUGAAAAGAUUGUUUAUUUCUGUUUCCCUUUGCUCAACAUUGUUGAAUAUACGGGUAAAAUGUACGCUCUCUUUGCAAUGGUUGCACCACGUUUCUUCCAGAAACAAGCUUGAAUCUCGAUAUUUUAUUUUGUACUCAUACUGUUGUCCGUCCUGUGCUAUGCUCUUGUUUUAAGGAGACUACUAAACGUUACUAACAAAGAACUAAAACCAAAAAUGUCGUCUACUGUAUUUGCAAUAAACCACAUGAAUCUCUGUUGAA
This is a messenger RNA of Thrips palmi, 1809 nucleotides long. RefSeq lists its product as uncharacterized. The coding region runs from base 171 to 980 and encodes 269 amino acids. Lineage: Eukaryota; Metazoa; Arthropoda; Insecta; Thysanoptera; Thripidae. The record is from RefSeq and is a predicted model, not a curated record. Gene Ontology annotation, cellular component: membrane. The transcript is spliced from 4 exons. Gene Ontology annotation, biological process: cell adhesion; tissue regeneration.